UUUCAAGUGUUAUGUUUCGUAACUCGACCGUAUCAGAUGCAACUCUUGUGACAGCGGUUCCCUGCUGAAAUAUACUUUUCAUUGUCUUAGUAGCCGUCAUAUUUGCAUUUUGGUCAAAAACUAACAAAACACUAGGCAGUUUAACGUUGAAUGAGUUUUUUUCGACUGUUCGGCUCACUCAAAACAAAUCUCCAUGUGGUUUUAACCGCUUGAUGUAGUCACGUGGUCAUUUUCUUCCAUAUUUUUACCAGCAGAAACACCGUUGUGAAUAAACCAAGACUUUUUCCGGAACAGGUGUCUGUGAAGUUAAUUCCGAAAGCCGCUUGGCUUGGAGCCCGUGGAUUGUCCAGAGAACUACAUUUCCCACGAGCGACGUGCUCCGACGGUAGCGCAGUUGGUUUCGCGCAUGCGCACUGGGGGGUAAUUUGAUAUCAAGUGGGCCAAAACAGCGUGUGAUAAAAUGCACAAGUUGAAGUCUUCGCAGAAGGACAAGAUACGGCAGUUCAUGUCCUUCACACAGGCUGGGGAGAGGACAGCCGUUUACUGCCUGACGCAGAAUGACUGGAAACUAGAGGUCGCCACGGACAACUACUUCCAGAAUCCAGACCUCUACUACAAAGAAUCCAUGAAAACCACGGUGGACCGCAAGAAGCUGGAUCAGCUCUACAACCGAUACAAAGACCCCGAGGAUGAGAACAAGAUCGGCAUUGACGGGAUCCAGCAGUUCUGCGACGACCUGACCCUGGACCCGGCCAGCAUGAGCAUACUGGUGGUGGCGUGGAAGUUCAGAGCGGCCACGCAGUGCGAGUUCAGCAGGAAAGAGUUCCUGGACGGCAUGGCUGAGCUUGGCUGUGACAGUCCUGACAAACUCAAGGCGAUCCUGCCCAGACUAGAGCAGGACCUGAAAGACACAGGGAAGUUCAAAGACUUCUACCAGUUUACCUUUAAUUUUGCCAAGAACCCCGGGCAGAAAGGUUUAGACCUUGAGAUGGCUGUAGCUUACUGGAAUUUAGUUCUCACAGGUCGCUUCAAGUUUUUGGAUCUGUGGAACCGCUUCCUGAUGGAGCAUCACAAGCGCUCGAUUCCCAAAGACACGUGGAACCUCCUCCUGGACUUCGGCAACAUAAUCGCAGACGACAUGUCAAACUAUGACGAGGAAGGGGCAUGGCCUGUCCUAAUAGAUGACUUUGUGGAGUUUGCUCGGCCGAUUGUGACGAGUAAGCGCAACGUAACAUAGUGUUUGCCCCGGCGUCAUGCAGCAAAACGAGCUUGUGUUACUCCUGAUUUUCUUCUUCUUUUCAAUGAGGAUUUUUAUACAAAUGAGCCAAAAAGAGAGUUCCUCUCAAUCAGCUUGUCCUUAAGAUCAAAUCUUUCAACUGCAUAAGAUGCCUUGACUGGGGGGGGGGGGGGUUGAUCUGAGACACCAGGUCAGAGAGGAAAGCAGGAGGAGAAUGAACAGGAGGAGUUGUCUUUUUCUUUUUUCUUCUUCUUUUGUUUGACAAAGACUGCAAUAUGGAGAUGAUUGGUCACCCGCGGGCAAUUCACCCUGUGGCUGUGGCUUCAGAUCUGCUGCUGCGGACUUGGCUCACUAACCUGCAGCCUUGGCACAGCGAGGAGGGACAGUGGCGGCACACACAGAGGAUCGAGUUGUAGAUGCAGUUCAAUGUGGCCUCUUACAUCGUCAACUGUGAGCGGAACCGUGUCUAAAAUGUGCACGUGUCCGCCAGCAAGCGGCAAGCGGGAGAGCGAUGUGAAUGUGAAGCUCUCUAACAAUCCCACCGAGAGCAGAGAAGAAGUGUGCUAUGUUUGUAAGCGCGUGCGUGUGUUUGUGUGUGUGUGUGUGUUUUAGGGUUGGGGUUAAACAUGUGGCCUCUUUUAUGGUACAAAGCUAAAUAUUUUAUUUUGGAGCGGGAAAAGUUCAGUUCCACAUUUUGUAUUCUCACGGAGGACUGGUCAAAGCUCGUCUCAGCACCAGCAGAGUUACAUUUAGAUAAAGUUGCAGCGGUGAAAAGGCAGAACUCAGAGGGGUGAGAAUAGAUUCAGAUUUAGACGAACAUAUGUGUAUCUGACAUGAGAGGUAAUGAUAUUUAAAAUCCUGACAAGUACAUUAGAAGCUUUUCAAGAUCCUCACUGCUAAAAUCCUUCUGCAUUACAUAUGAGUUUGCAUUAAGUUUUGCCGUGUGUGUGUACUUCUGCACACAAAGAGGAACUGACUGUUGCGUCCCGUUAUCCAGGUGAUCCGCCAACAACAAACUGCACCGGUUCACUCUUUUUAUUCUUCUGCUCUAGGUUUUCUUUUACCAGGCAGCACGGAUCUACAGUUAGUCACUCCUCUUGGACGGAGGUUCACACACACGCUAAGCUUUUUAAAUGAGCAUCUACAUCCCAGUUGGGCUUAUUUUAGCUGUUUGUUUACACUGUUUUGAGGUUUUGAUCUGUUGCUUUCCUCAGAUUAGCACCAUAGAACUACUAAAGAGAAGAAAAGGUCACUCUGAGAACCAGGCCUGUGCCGCCAUCUAGGGGUGAAACGCUUCUCCUUCACACAAGUUUUAGUGUUGCUCUUAAAGUGUGAAUAUAAACACUAACUGCAUCCACUUUUUUGGGCUAGAGAGUGUGACAGAAGGUAGAGCUCAGGUACUAGUCUUCCAUCAGUAUUUGCCAUCAAACUAUGCCAACGUGUUUUGCCAAUUGCUGUCACCAUGAUAAGAUGUGUUGAAAUAAGGGUGGAUUAUUUCCAAAUAAUAUUUUCUCAUUCAACUACAAGAGAAACAAUUGCCUUUUGGUUUUCCUUAAGUUGACAUGUGUGUUUUUAGGUCUUCACAUUUAUGUGAACAGAAGUCCGUUAUAAGUGUGGAGGUGUGCAUGAAGUAGACUUUUUUUUAAGAAGUUAUGAUUUCAAGAGACCAGCUUCAUCAGGGCUGUGAAACAGUCACUGCCGUAGCAGCAGAUCGACGCGUCAAAUUGUUUAUCCUUGUAACUAUAAGUUCGAAACACGUUGGUGGAAUGAAAUAUCCAACGUGACUUUCUGGCUGUCAAAGUUGUGCACAAACUUUUUCUCGGUCGAGACGGCACGACGGUGUGAAAGCUUUUUCCAGUUGAUUGUUGUCAACAUAAUUAUCAGACUUUGUCUCCGGUUCAGGAGAUAGAACGCGUCUCUCUGUAUUCAUUUCAUUAAUAUGAUACAUUGGGUAUCUUUCUGUUUGUCAGAUGUGUGGUCAACUGUUUCAAGUCAUGCAGAUCAUUCUUAUACAAUAAGUUUUGUUUUUUGCCAGCAAGACGACAGGUAUUUACAGAAUGUUAUGUUUUGUCACAGAAGCACAUCGUACAUUGUUUUCUUCAAGAAACGUUGUCAAUAAAGCAUGUUGUUUUUAACA
This is a messenger RNA of Pungitius pungitius (ninespine stickleback), 3374 nucleotides long. RefSeq names its product DCN1, defective in cullin neddylation 1, domain containing 2b (gene dcun1d2b). Gene Ontology annotation, biological process: protein neddylation. Bases 461 to 1237 code for a protein of 258 amino acids. Gene Ontology annotation, cellular component: ubiquitin ligase complex. NCBI's taxonomy places the organism in Eukaryota, Metazoa, Chordata, Actinopteri, Perciformes, Gasterosteidae. The transcript has 7 exons. Gene Ontology annotation, molecular function: ubiquitin-like protein binding; ubiquitin conjugating enzyme binding; cullin family protein binding. The record is from RefSeq and is a predicted model, not a curated record.